Molecule: messenger RNA, 5602 nt
Organism: Chlamydomonas reinhardtii
Lineage: Eukaryota; Viridiplantae; Chlorophyta; Chlorophyceae; Chlamydomonadales; Chlamydomonadaceae
Exons: 1
Coding region: 308-4414 (1368 amino acids)
Molecular function (GO): kinase activity
Source: RefSeq, a predicted model, not a curated record
GUGCCUGGUGCUCGCGCUCCUGCGGGGCGACACCUUCAGCGUGUACGCCCAGGGUCUGUCUCGCGUGCGGGCGUUCGUAACAGCAGCCACAGACGCGGCUUCCGGGGAGCUGAGCUGUCUCCAGUGCGCUGACGAAGGGCCGCGCAGCGGCCCCUCCACGGCCUCUGCUGGCGCCGCCGCAGCCUCCCGCGUUGACGCAACAGCGCCCAACAGCGCAAGCGACGGCGCGCAACGCAGCCCCGCUUAUCUCACGAUGAAGCUCCAACUGCUUGGGCUGGCGAGCCAUCGGCUUCUAGAUGCGGCCGUUAUGCUGCUGGGCAUUUGCGCCCGCCUCGGUCACGUAGAGGCAGUGCGACAUGAGGCGCUCGAGGCGCUGGCAAGGAGCUCUGUGUUAGAGCACGUGGCGGCGACGCUGCUGUGCCUGGACCAAGCUCUGGCGACCCAGAUGACAGCCUCUCUGAGGUUUGAGGACGCAGCGGGUGCUAGCGCCGCGGCAGGGGGCAACGCAGCCGAGCCGCCAGUAGUCGGGUCGGUCCCAGAGCACCUGCUGCUGCAGGCCGCGCCGCCAACCCUGGCAGCAGGUUGCGCAGCAGCAGGGGCAGCAGCAGGGGCAGCAGCAGGGGCAGCAGUAGCAGGGGCAGCAGCAGCAGGGGCAGCAGUAGCAGGGGCAGCAGUAGCAGGGGCAGCAGAAGCAGGGGCAGCAGAAGCAGGGGCAGCAGCAGGGUGCGCGUCGGCGUCGCAGUCGGGCCUGCCGCCGCGGCAGCGUGGGCAGGAGUCUGCGGGGGCGGGGGAUGCGCUCCGCGCAGUCUCGGAUGUCCAAGGAUGGCAUGGCAUUCUGUGCAACUGCCUGGAUAUGCACAGCAUGCGCUGCGACUGGCCGCCGCCCCAGUCCCCCCAUUGGUCGCAACAGCCGCGGCCGCUGCAGCCGCCGCCAGCAGGCGUAGGCGAAGCUCCAGAGCCCGCGCCGCCCCCAGCAACAGCGCCUGCACCCGCUUCGCUUGCCCCAAGAGCCGUGCUCGCGCCUGGAGGGACGACUCAGCGGCGGCGCCAGCAGCUAUUGAUGCGAAUCUUCAGCGCCCCGUCCCUCCAGCUUUUGGCGCUCCUGUAUCUGGAUGUGCCGCUAGCCUGGGAGCGUGGGCUUGGGAAGCGGCCAGCGGAGGCGGCACAGCGGCAGGGGGAUCAGCAACAAAGCCAGCAGAGCUUCGUAGAGGUGGCCGCGGCUCACCCAGGGUCGGCAGCCGCUACCGGCAGCCCAGACCACAGCGAGAGGGGUGCUUGCAGCUGCGGGGUCCCGUGGCUGCGAGGUGGGGUGCUGCCGGCGUGGGGCCCUGCGGCGGAGCUUGACUUCACGGAUGCCGCCAGCUCGGUUAAGGAAAUGGGCAGCGCCAUUGAAGCGGCGGCCACCGUCUUGGCACUCAGCGCUGCUGCCUCUGCUGCUGCGGGCCCGCACAGCCGCGCUGCUACGGACUCAGACGCAGGCGCAGGCGCGGGCGCAGCUGGUGGCACAGCAAGUCAGCUGCCGCCGCCGCUGCCACUUGUCCACUGGUACGACGCACUGCAGGCAGGUCUGCGAGCCGCACGACCGGCGGUGUUGACCUAUGUGGCCAAUGCGGCGGGCUCAAUGCCGCUCAUGCUCUCUGUCCGGAGGCAGUGGUGGGCGGGAAUGGACGCAGCUGUGCGGCUGUUUGUGCUGCUGCGGCGGCGGCAGGCGGCUGCACGGCUGCCGGCGCUGUGGCAGCAAUUUGUUGCCAUGCUGCCGGCGCUUCCGGUGUUUUCGGUCCGGCAUGAGUCGUUCCGCCAGGAAGUGUUUCACUGCCUAGCUGACGUGUUGGCGUCUCCAGCUCUAGCAGCGGCGCCAGGCCCUCAAGUGCAGCGACGGCAGCAGCAGCUGCAGCAGCAGCUUCCGCCCAGCCCCUCGACAUCUGGGUCAGCCGCAGAGGACGGCAGUAGCACCUGGGGCACCGGAGGCGGUUGCAGCUACAGCCUGCGCUGCGCGCUGGACGCGGGGCUGCUGCCGGCGCUGGAGCAGCUGCUGCGGCGGGCGGUCGCGGGGCUUCCGGCGGUGCAGCAGCCGCCCCCAGUCGAUGCCACGGCGCGGUUCUAUGCCCAAGAACAGGCGCAGGUCGCCUGUGUGGUCCUGGGGUCACUCCUGUGUGAGUCCGGUGUGUGGUCCGAGGUGCUUGCGCACGGGUCUGCUGCAGAGGCGGUGCCGCUGGUGGCGACGCUCUCGCGUGUGGCUGCCGUUGUCACCGACGCGGCGGCGGCCGCGGCGCAGACGACGAAGGAUGUGGGGGCAUUGCGGAGCAAGCCGGAGCAGCGGCUAGCUCUGUCGGUGUGCCUCAUCCUCACAGCUCUGCUGGAGCAGCAGCAGGCGCAGGCAGCAGCUGGCGGGCCCUCGCGCUUGCUCCUGCAGUCGCAAUUUGACGUGCACUCGGAUGGCCUUGCGCUGAGCCGCUGGGUGUGCCGCAACCUGGGUGGCGACAGGGACCGCGGCGCGGCCGCAGUGGCGGGCGCUGCUGCUGGCCCUGAGCCCGCGGGGGCGGCGGGCGCCGCUGAGCCCGCGUGUGCAUCGACCGCAGCAGUGCCGUCGCCGCCGCACCCGCAGCGCCUGCUGCUGGCGGACUGGGCGGCGUUGCAGUGGCUGCCGGUGCUGCUGCGCGCGCCGGCCGUUGACCUGAUGGCGAGUGGCAUGUCCGACACGGCCCUCCCGGAGCCGCUGGACACGGGCCGCUCGGGCGCGCUGCUGGUGAGCCGCCUGGCCCGCAGCCUGGUGCAGCUGUGCCGCCACUACUUGGCGGCCGUGUGGCGAUUCAGCCGCGGAGAACGCGUCAUGGGCGGCCACCCGUACCCCAGCUCGAUGCAGGUCGCGGAGCAGGACAUCGAGGUGCGAGCGAUACGGAAGGCCGAGGCGGAAGUAGCCUGUAGGCCGAUUGAGCAGAAGGUGGCGCAGUUGCAGCAGCGGUCGCGGCGUGUUCAGGUGGAGGCAGAGGCACAGUUGGCAAGGAUAAACCCGAGGGCGGCGGCGGAGAUGGCGGCGGCGAGGAGCCUGGUGGUGGAAAACGAGGCGAUGCGCGCUGAGACGGAUGCGCUGCAGGAGCAAUUGGCUCGGGCUCGUGCGAAGGCGGCGCAGGCGUGCGCGGGGGGAGGCGUGCCGGACUACGGCGACGGCCUGGUGUGGCACCUGGCCCUCGGCGACCCCGGCAAUGCCCUUGGUGUUGUCGGACUGGAGGCAGCGACCCUGUGCGCCACCCAGCACUUCGUGGCGGCGGUGCAGCGGCUGAAAUCCGCGGCAGCGGCGGGUGGCGUACUUGCGGCGGCAGCAGCAGUGGCGGGUGGCGCAGCUGCAGAAGCAGAAGCAGCGACAGCGGAAGCGGAAGCGGCAGGCUCGGCGACUGCAGUGGGUGCUGGAGGUACCGCAGACGAGGCCGGAGGGGGCGGCGGUGCAAGUGGUGUGAUGCAGGAGCGAGCUGCGCAUCGCGGCAGGGACACCGAAGCCACGGCGGAUGCCGCGGCGCUCGCCUCAGCGGUGAUGGAUUUGGCGGAGGUUGCCGCUGUGCGCGUCUGGUUUCAGCGCACCGUGAUCGACAAGAAAGACCAGGAUGUAGACCUCCAUGUGAACCUUGGGAUCGCUGUCGGCCUCAGCGGCGCCAAGCUGCUGAAGUGGCUGCAGAAGUUUGGCUUACGCCGGCGGCCGCGGCUGGAGGCGGUUCUGUGGGCGCCGUACCGGAAGGAGCAGGAGGCGGCAGGGGCCGCCGCAACAGCAACAGCAACGGCGGCAGGCGGGUCGGCGAGCCCAGGGGCGAAGGCCCAGCAGCGGCGGGGCGGCCGGCAGUCGGCAGCUGCAGCGGUGGAUGAGCAAGCGCGGCUGGCACGGCAGGCGGCGCGGGAGACCGCCGUGUUGGCGCUGUUGGACGAGCUGGCUGACCGGUACGGGCUGGCGGACCUGUUGCCGGAUCCCGCGCUGAACGACACGGAUCCUGCUUGUGCUCUGGUGAGGGACCCUGCAAUGCUAGGACAGCGGCUGCUGCGCGAGAGUGCCCCCGUGCGAGCGGACACAGCGGGCGCGGCAGCAGAGGCAGGGGCGGCGGCUGGGGCGUCAGGCUCAGAGGGCGGAGCCGGGGUCAGCACCAGCAGCACCACCAGCAAUGGUGAUGGUGGCGGGGACAAGCCUUCUGCACCGGCUGUGCCCGGGCAUGUAUUGGGCGUGGGGCUGUGCUGCAACCCGGCCUGCCGCAGCCUGGAUGGCCCCAGCGCACUCCUGCCGCCGGGCGCCGGCAAGGUGUGCGCGCGCUGCAAGGGGGUGCGGUACUGCUGCGGCGCCUGCCAGCUGGAGCACUGGCGACAGCGGGGAGGCCACAGCGAGGACUGCGCGGGCAUGAAAGCAAAGCAGCAGGCGGCCAGUGCCGGCAAGUAGCGCGGAUGCACGGUGCCCGUCAUAGGACGCAGGGUGUCAGGAGAUCGCCCGUCAUAGGACGGAGGGUGUCAGGAGAUGACGUAAUGAGAGAGCUCAUGAGCAGAGGAGCUGGUGCGCACUUCUGAGUAUCAGCGUUGAUAGAGUUUGUGUGACGCAUGGGACAGUGUACCAAAUAUACUGUGAGUGUAUUACGCUGAGAGCCGCAGCCCUGACAAGCGGACAUAGCUUUCUGCGGAUUGUGCAAGUGCGGCUGGUUUAAAUGACGGUCAUGUUACAGAGUUUUGGCAUCGCAGGAAGCCGGGUGUCAGGAGGAGGGCGCAGAGCCGCAGCCGACAAGUACAAGCGCAGGGCGCAGCAGACAAGUACAAAUGCAUAGGAUUGCAAGUGCGUUAGUGCCGAUGCGGAAAUUCAAAGGGAGUCGGCGGCGGCAUUGAGAGCGGGCGACGAAGACAUAGACGAUGAUGCGCUGGUGACAAGCUUUGUGGCCGCCGUGUUGUUCGCGUUGGAGGAUGUGCAGAAAGAUGGGCCCCUACGGCCUUGCCGGCGUGUCGCCACGUAUUGAGUGGCCGUCAGCCUGCGAGGCGGGUCAUGCGUGUUGUGCAACUUGCAAGACUUUGUGCAUUGUCGUGUUGGUGUAGCUUGGCUGCAGCCGUUCCAAUCAGCUGGUUGUCGACUUGUCGUGUCACUGUGCGUCAUCGAUUGUGGCGCCUGCGGCGGUUGUGCAGGCCGUACAUCAGCGAGGAUACGGUACUGCAUAUGGAAUGCGGGUUUGGCCAGAGGACUUAAGAGGACGUGUACGGCAGACGGUGCACUGGGCCGUGGGAUGAUGUCGUCAGAGCCAGGGGUUGUGGUCAAAGUUGUACUUGCGGUGCUGUCUCGCUCGACCAGUGCUCGUGUCUUCCAUCUACGCUGUAGACAUUUGGCCCAAAUCUGCCGAAGGCGGAGAAGUGUUUUGGGGUUUGGGGCCGCGCAUCUACGGAGUGCAGACGUUUUGGGGAUUUGGCGGUAUCUUAGACCGGGAGCGUAAAUGUUUUGGGGGUUUGGGGGGCGUGCCGCCGUGCCCCAAGGGAAAAUUUUCUGGGUAUAGAUGGCGCCAGGGGUAUAGAUGGGCCAGGGAUGGAACCCCUGGAUGGCGCGGGAGGGGUCAUCUACGCGGUGUAGACGCCGGGGGCCUAAAGCCAUCUAUAA